CAUCAUUUGAAACCACUGGACGUUCGUCCAAGGUCAUAAGAAGAACAACAACUCUGCUGGUUUCUCGAACGAGUACAAAUUACCAGCCCAUCCUCACUGAAGACCUCCUGGUUUUCUCUAUGCUUUGCGCGCUCCACACGGCUCUGUCAGCGCUAUAGAUCUAUACAACCCCUCCGGUCUAUAUACUAUUUUCGAAACAUUCCUCUCCUCUGACUCGGUGGUGCAUACAUCACCUCAAUCGUCAUGGUUCUCAGUGCGUCUGUCUCCACGACAGGGGCGGUCAAGAGACCCUCUUCUGCUUUGCAGGAUGACUGUGUGGGCUGGGAGAAUGCUCCGCCCAUGGGUGUCUCCACCUCUUCCUUCAACGUCCCCUAUCCUCACUAUGCCAUGAUCUACCUUGACAACAUGGGCAAGCUGAAGGUGUCCGAGUCUGCCUCUAUCCGGGAGCAGAAUGGCACUGUCUUCUCGUCCGACGUGCGCACUAAAUUCCUGGAGAUUCUGGGUGCAAAGGUCGGCUACCAAAAGCCUCUGAUACGCCGAUCCUCUGGCAUGGGUGCAUCUGAAUAUGGUUAUGCUUACCCCAGCGACAUGUCGCAUUACCGACACGGCAAGCGCCGCAAGGCUUCUGCCCACGACCCGGCCCUGGAUAUCUCUUUUACCGAAUCCUUUUCGGACCCUGUGGAAGAAAUUCCCGCUUGCUCUGCCACCAACAUGACAGGGCUCGAGAUCGGCGAUACUGAGAAGGUUCUGGAGUACUACGAGAACGCCCUCAAACACUUCCAACAACUCAACUGCCGGCAAAUCGCCAAAGCGUUCAUCAAGUUCAUCGAGCCCCGGAAACAAGUCAAGCACCCGUACAACGGAGGUCGACCCCGGGCUGGCGCCCCUCCUGGCGAGAAAGGCGACCCAGAGAAGACCAAGCCCGAGUGGUGGCCUGCCGGUGUGGUCCACAAGGAGCCCGACCACCUCAAGAAAGACCAGCGUAUUCGCCUUUUGAUCCACAUUGUUCGCAAGCUGGGGCGGUUCAACAUCACCCCGGAUAAGCUCCAAGAGGUUGCACACGACGCCAAGAGACAACUGAAGCCGAACAAGAUGGAGGUUCUUGAUGAGAUCUUCCGUGUACGACGGCUGGAAGAGCGAUACGAACGGGGCGAAGUCGAUGCCACCACCAUGGUCUACGUUCUCAACCGGGACACCAACGCCAAGGGCGACAAGGACUCGGACACAGUUAGCGAAGCAGAUCAAAGAGCUGAUAUGGAUGAGCUCGAUGAUGUCGAUGAUGGAUUCUUGACACCGUCCACAUCAGCCGAGCAAGCGACUUCCUUCGCCUCCAUGGACAACAUGGCCAUGCCUAGCCAAGGCCGGUCAAUGCACAUUGGGACCGACCGAAACCAGAUCUUCCCAUACUCGGAGUCACUCAGUUUUGGCGAGCAGCCCAGAACCGACCGAUCAUACUACCAUGCCACCCCGGAGUACUCGGACGAGUAUCCAUCGCACCCGAUGAUCAAAGCGUCUCCAAACUCAUCGCUGAUCAGUCCCAACGAGGCUGCCUUUGAUUAUCUGGCCCCUCCGUUUCCCGCCUCCACGGCAGGGGAGCAGAUGGUAUCCUCGACCCGCCCGGUGUCGGUCCCCAUGCAACACCCCGUCAGCCACUAUGAUGCCUGGACGCCAUCCUACCGACAAAACGUCUUCAACCCCAUGGGUUACGGUGCCGCCAACCAAACGCUUCACCAGCCUUCCAUGUACCAAAUGCCCAUGACGUCCGCUUCCCACGCUUCAGACCUGCCAGCCGGGAACGGCCUUCCUGACAUGCGCGGUGACAAGAUCGAAGAUCUUCACCCCAAGGGAUCUUCUUUCCGUGGGGGCCAUUUAAGCCACCCUCACAUGAUGGCGGCGCACCAUCCCACCGCAGCCUAAGUGCAACCAACCCAUUAACGACACUCCGGAAGGCAUAGCGACCUGACCCUGAAUGACGCGCAUGAUAUGUAUGACUGAGCGAUAGACUUCAUUAUUUUGUCCACUAGCGGGAACUCUUGCCUUAUUCUCCAGAACCCGCCAUCUUUUUUGCCGGGGGCGCUCUGCGACUUAAUUUACCUAGCGAUGCAUU
Messenger RNA from Aspergillus candidus, 2107 nucleotides. RefSeq lists its product as uncharacterized. The record is from RefSeq and is a predicted model, not a curated record. The transcript is spliced from 5 exons. NCBI's taxonomy places the organism in Eukaryota, Fungi, Ascomycota, Eurotiomycetes, Eurotiales, Aspergillaceae. The coding region runs from base 244 to 1917 and encodes 557 amino acids.